This is a messenger RNA of Daldinia decipiens, 3661 nucleotides long. RefSeq lists its product as uncharacterized. Lineage: Eukaryota; Fungi; Ascomycota; Sordariomycetes; Xylariales; Hypoxylaceae. The record is from RefSeq and is a predicted model, not a curated record. The coding region runs from base 223 to 3489 and encodes 1088 amino acids. Gene Ontology annotation, cellular component: membrane. Gene Ontology annotation, molecular function: calcium ion binding. The transcript has a single exon.
GAAGAAUGGCCUCCUGGUAUAGUGUUGGCUGUAGGCCAACAUCGAUGCUCUCGCAGCUUCUCCUGUCUUUGUCCUGUUCAACCAAAGCAUGAUGUCUAGUCAUACGAACGACGACUACAGUAUCUGAUCUGAUCUAACCUACAUAUCGCAAGCAUAUCACAGCUUCUUCGACGUGAUAGUUCACUCUUAUGCGAGCAGCUUCGGUAGCUGUUAUAUAUCACGAUGGUGGCGAAGUGUAAAGAGGUUUUCGCGCUCGGCGUAGCAGCGGCGGCGAUGCUGGCUGGUGCCGCCCCUGUCGACUACUUCCCAAUCAACUCACAACUACCACCCGUAGCUCGCAUCUCAGAAUCAUUUGAUUUCACUUUUUCUCCUCUAACGUUCUUCUCUAAAUCCGAUAUCACGUACCGGCUCGGUAACGCGCCGAAAUGGCUCUCGAUCGAUAGCUCCUCGCGGCGGCUUUUCGGGACACCUAGCGACGAUGAUAUUCCGUCGGGAGAGGUUGUUGGGAUCCCGAUCGAGUUGAUUGCCGAGGAUGAGACGGGAUCUACGACGACAAGGUCGACUUUGGUGGUGUCUAGGAACCGACCGCCUGUCAUCAACGUGCCCAUUUCGAAACAACUUCCCAAAUUUGGGACAUAUAUAGCUCCCUCUACACUACACUUUCACCCCUCAAAGCCCUUCUCCUUUAGCUUCGACGAGCACACAUUUAGCACUGAUAGCGGAAAUGGUGGGCUCAACUACUAUGCGGUAUCCGGCGACAACGCACCUCUACCCUCAUGGAUUACUUUCGAUGCCGGAAAACUCUCCUUCUCCGGCAAGACACCCCCGUUUGAAUCUCUCAUCCAACCUCCGCAGAUAUUUACCUUCCAACUAGUCGCUUCCGAUGUCGUGGGGUUUGCGUCAGUCUCGGUGUCCUUCUCAAUAGCGGUGGGGAGCCACGAACUAACAGCCGAACCGCCGGCGGUUAAGCUCAAUGCGACGCACAAAAAGCACUUCGAAUACAAAGACCUGCUAAAUGUGCUGAAGCUCGAUAAGAAGCCUCUGAGGCGGGAUGAUAUAGUAACGGUCACUGCGUUCGACUUGCCCCCUUGGUUGUCUUUCGACAACAAAACCUGGGAGUUGGAUGGCGUCCCUGAUUUAAUUGCUGAAUCGUCCAAUAUAACUAUAGCUGUCACUGACAAAUACUCUGACACUUUGAACCUGACUAUCUCGAUUCAUUUUGGCUUGUUCAUCUCAGACCUCCCUGACCUUAACAUCAAGGCAGGCGAUGAUUUUUCAUUCGACUUGAAGAAGUACUUAUCCAAUCCGGAAGAUAUUCAGGUCACAGUACAGGAUGAGCCAGGGGCGUCAUGGGCUGAGUUCAACUCUUCCUCGAUGCUCCUCUCGGGGUCUGUCCCCAAGCACAUUUCAGUAAAAUCUCGGACAACGCCACAGGUCGCCUUCAGCGCAACUUCAAAAUACACGAACGAGACAGAGACAAAGACUAUGAAUAUACAUCUCGCCUAUUCGUCUCCUACUGCUUCACCGGAACCAAGUGCCGAGCCGACAGAUUCAGACAAGGAUGAUUCGAACAAGAAUUUGCUCUGGUUGCUUAUAAUACCUAUAUUCCUCAUAUUUGCCGGCAUCAUACUUCUCCUUUUCUAUAUCCGACGACGGCGUCAACAGCCGAGAAGAAUAGGGAUCAGGGAGGUGUCCGCACCCAUACCGGGAAGUUUCAUGACCCAUCACCCCGACAACCGCAAAGGUCCGGUCGUUAGAAUAGUAGAUAUAGCACCACCGUGUGAUUCCGAGAGCACAGCUGCGCAGAGGCACCGCGUGUCCGCCGGUGCCUCAAAUCGGCGUUCGCAGACUGCAUCGAGUCCUAGUUUGACUGGAAACAUGAUCCCCCAUGCUAUGAUGGCGAUGUAUUCCAGGGCAAAGUCACCCGAGCACAGCGUCAUUCUGGAAGCGAGUAGUUCUUGGUCUGCGGGACGCGAUAACCAACCAGCUCCGCAGGGAGGAGGAGGAGGGACGGAUGAAGUUAGCCUGCUUUCGGACACUAGCCUUGGAGAAGCUGAUGCGUAUAUUGCGGAAGCACAGUCGUAUAUUAUUUCAAGGGGACCUCGGGAUGAUGUAUAUCGUAGCCUUCCGGCCCCUAGGAAUGCGGCGCCAUCUAGUAUACAGAACACGCCAGAGAUCGCCUACAUGACGGGUGCUAGGCAAAACACCAGUCCAAACGAUGCGGUUCCGCCAGCAGUGGGCUACGUCGUACGGCCAAGGUCAGGACAACAACAACAGGAUUCGAGCUUAGAUCUCCGUAGCGUCGGGAAGAGGAUAUCUAACCUGUGGAAAAGAGAGAGUGGGAGCCAACUUGCUAAUAACCAGAAACGGAAUAGUAUCCUGAGUGACUCUACAGGCCAAACUACUCGCACGAGUAUUUUGACAUCUGGGGUCUCCGGAGUAGCGGAAGAAGAAGCUACGACGAGUACGAAUGUGGUCGCAAGACCAACUAUAAUACACAUACCUAGUAGACCGGGCGAGGUACGACAAAUAAGUAGAAGAGCGGAGGCACCAUCGUCGUUAUUCGACGGCCGGUCGACCACAAAAUCGAUAGGAAAUUUGGGGUUAGGGAGCCAAUCACCGGCGACAGUUAUACAUCCAAGGCCAGAACUGCUACCAACUAUAAACAACGGCACAAAUCCCCACGAUGGCGAUAGUUCGUGGGACCAGCUCGCAAGAAAUUCCUUGGGUAUCGCAUACAAGGACCUCAUAACCGAGCCAGAAAGUGCUGCCUCACGCCAGGAAUCACCGACCGAUAUAGAUCAAGAAGGCAAUUGGAUGACUUAUAAUAUAAAUCGGAAUCUUUUGUCCCCCGGACAAUGGCCACGGCAAAACGUAACUAUCAAUAUGGUCGGCAUAGCAAGAACCUCACCCAUUAAUUUUCCGAGCGAAUUACCUCGACUACCGCCCACGAUGGCAUUGGGGAAAUCUAGGGGAGAAGAAAAACGCAAAGUUUCGUUAAGGCGGCGGCCAUCACAAGCGUCUGAGACGACUGUUCGUAAUACGCCAUCUACGAGCACAAGAUCUGACCUAACCUACUCAUCCCGAGACGAGUAUUCACACUUCAGCCACACCCGCAGACAAGGAACACCUAUAGCCUUAACGUCGCGGACCCCAUCGCUAUCAAGCAGGUGUGCACCGCCACCGACGCGGCCUUUACCACAGCCUCCCAUACGAGCCGGUAGAAUACCACUGGCAGACCGACCCAAUCAAGCGUAUUAUGUAUCAGCGGGUGGAGCCGGACCGGGCUCCGACAUUGAAAAUAUGGCUUCUAAAACCUGCAAGCCGACAAGGAGCAUGAAAAGUGCCAAGAGUCUGCGUAGUGUCUGGGCAGACGAGGACGAUGACGAUGACGAUGACGAUGCUUGGGAGGACAUACGUCCACCAACGACUAUUGACGGAUGGGACGAUGGCGUUGAUAGUGACGGGAGCUUUGCGGUUUACAUUUGAUCUGUGUGUGAUAUGUAGAAGAGGAGGGUCGGUUGAUACCUAGGAUAUUGAUGAUAUUAAUGCACCAUUUAAUAUUUAACGAGUACUUGUUGAAUAUUGUAAUUGUGAGAUUAUCGUAUUAGUAGAUCCUAACGUAGGUACCUAACCUAGACAAUCAUGGUUCUACUACGUA